Clarias gariepinus (North African catfish) is the source of this 3591-nucleotide messenger RNA. It is a transcript of the gene zmynd11, whose product is annotated as zinc finger, MYND-type containing 11. Gene Ontology annotation, biological process: regulation of transcription elongation by RNA polymerase II. Bases 259 to 2115 code for a protein of 618 amino acids. The record is from RefSeq and is a predicted model, not a curated record. Gene Ontology annotation, molecular function: DNA binding; transcription corepressor activity; protein binding. NCBI's taxonomy places the organism in Eukaryota, Metazoa, Chordata, Actinopteri, Siluriformes, Clariidae. The transcript has 16 exons.
UCUUGCCGAGUUUUUCGGCUGUCUGUGUUUAGCCGAUGUGAAUUGUGCUAAUUCUGACAUUUAACUCCGGAAACACAAAUGUAAAAGCGUUAACAGCCUUUAAAGCUCGAACAUCACGCUCGGCUCUACUUUAGCUGUCAGACGGCGGUGAGUAGGAACCAAAACUCCGACAGUUUAAAGAAAUGCUUCGCUUCGGGACCAAAAUAAUCCAGUCAGAGAGUGUGGUUUUGUCUUGAAGCGAGGUGCGAGUGAGCAGCCAUGUCUCGGGUGGUGAAGAAGCGGCAGGCCGACCCCAAGGUGGUGCAGUACGUGUGGUCGGCCAUCAAGGUGAUCCGCAGCCAGAAACAGAUCGCUAACAUGGACCGGAUCUCAAAGUAUCUGAGCCGUGUGUACGGGAUGCACCCCAAAGAGACGUCCAGACAGCUGGUGUUAGCGGUGAAGGACGGGCUCGUGGUGGAGACGCUCACUGUGGGCUGUAAGGGCUCUAAGGCUGGAGUGGAGCAGGAGGGAUACUGGCUGCCCGGAGACGAGAUGGAGCAGAUGUCAGAGGGGAGUAAGCAGGAAUGGGAGGCAGAGAGUCAUGACUGGUACUGUUUCGAGUGUCAUCUCCCAGGAGACGUGCUGGAGUGCGACGGCUGCUUCCGCGUCUAUCACAUCCGCUGUCUCCCUGACGAGUCCCAGCCCCGAGACUCCACCUCCCACUGGCAGUGUGCUGUCUGCAGGGUACAUGGCAGUAAAAGGGCGAACUUUAACAAACAGGAAAUGGCCGUAUAUCUGAGGUUCAUUCUCGCCCGUAUGAAAGAAAGGGCCAUCGACCUGCACAAGAGAGGCAAAGAGACGAAGCAGGCGGUGUACCGGAGGCUGAUCCACACGGCGCUGGACGUGGAUAACAUUCAGGAGAACAUUUCCGAGGGCAAGUACAAGAACUUUGAGGAAUUCAAAGCAGACGCCCAGCUGAUUGUCCACAACACGGCCAUUCUCCACGGAGCGCGCAGCGAUCAGACCGAAAUCGCCAGACUUCUCUACAACGACACGUGCCAUGAGCUGAACGAGCUGCAGUUGUGCAGAACCUGUUUCCAUCUGUCUAACGCUCGGCCCGAUAACUGGUUCUGUUAUCCCUGUGCUCCCAAUCAUGAGCUAGUCUGGGCCAGAAUGAAGGGUUUCGGUUAUUGGCCCGCCAAAGUGAUGCAGCGAGAAGGGAACCAGGUUGAUGUUCGUUUCUUUGGUCACCAGCACCAGAGAGCCUGGAUCCCUUCAGACAACAUCCAGGAGAUUACCGUGAACGUGCAGCAGCUCCAGGUGAAGCGCAGCAGCGGAUGGAAGAAGGCGUGUGAGGAGCUGGAGCUUCACCAGCGCUUCCUCCGCGAAGGACGCGCAUGGAAGGGACGCGCGGACGAGCGGCAGGAGGAGGCCGAGUCCAGCAUCUCCUCCACCAGCAACGAGCAGUCGAAGAGCAAUCAGGAGCCUAAAGCUAAGAAGAGCCGCCGUUCCCAACCACCAGAACCCAAAGAAGAGCAGGAGCCCGAGCCCGAGGUGGAGGCUGUGAGUUCGAGUCAGGAGAUCCCCACCGCCGCUCCCCACCAGCCCGAGCGCAUGUCCGUCUCAACACAAACCAAAAAGUCUCCGUCGUCCUCUUCCUCGCCCGCGCCCCGCAUGCUGCACCGCGCCACGCAGACGCUCAACGAGGGCAGCUGUCAGAACAUGUGCCACGACAAGUACACCAAAAUCUUCAGCGACGUCAAGGAGAUGAUGAAGGUCGAAAACAAGCGCGAGACGGAGCGAGUGCUGAAGGAGGCCCUGGACAAGCUGAGGGUGGAGAUGGAGGAGGAGAAGAGGCAGGCAGUGAGUAAAGCGGUGACCAACACGCAGGCGGAGAUGGAGCGCAAGUGUAAGCAGGUGAAGGAGAAGUGUAAGGAGGAGCUGAUGGAGGAGAUGAAGAAGAUGAUGAACCAGCACAAGCAGCUCAUCUCCCAGACCAAGAAGAAGCAGUGGUGUUAUAACUGCGAGGAGGAGGCGAUGUACCACUGCUGCUGGAACACGUCGUACUGCUCCAUCAAGUGUCAGCAGGAACACUGGCACGCCGAUCACAAACGCACCUGUCGCAGGAAGAGAUGAGCUGCAGCCAAUCACAGUGCCCCCCUGUAGCUCCGCCCACCCACACGCCACGCCGUCGGAUGAGUUCCCUUCACCCCGAGUUUUAAACACUUUCCUCAACAUGGACCGUCUGUCUCAGUGACUCUUAAGGCGUAAAAAGACAUGAAGAGGAACCGAUUUUACCUUUUAUUUUAUUUUAUUAUAUUUUAUGUAAAUCUUUUAUUUGCUGUAAAAUGAAAAGAGCCUUGCUUGCCUACAAACUAACUGAAAUGUGAAGUAAUAACCUUUUUAAACAGGUGAUUCUAAAUCACUGGCUGUGUAGAUAUUUGACUUUUCUAUGAGCGGACGGUGUUUUGCCUCCUGUGAUGAUGGACGUCAGUGUUUUACCCGGUUUGUUUGUUUGUUUGUUUGUUUGUUUGUUUUUUUGUUUGGUUGGUUGUGAGACGCAUCAUGUUUUGGGAACAGGGUUGAAGACGGCAGGUCGUUUCUGUCCGGAAAAUAUACAAUCUUCCAUUUAUGAAUAUGCACAUUUUAUGUUACACUUUAAUAUAGAAAAAAAUGACCUUAAAUAAAGGAGAGCAGAUUAUUUAUGUGCUACGUUCGGGCCCGUGCUCUGUAGAUAAAGCGUGUUUGAGUCUUGAGGACCUUCAUGAGGUGUGAGAACCACGCCCUGAUCUUCAUGCUUCGCUCUUGGAAACGAAGGUUCUGCAGUUCAGCAUCAGGUUCAGGACUGAUAAGUCGAACAAGGAACUGAAACACACACGUAACAUCAGCUCGGUUUCAUUCGUGUUUCUGGGGAGAGGAUCGGUCCGAUCAGCGAGAGGCCGAGACCAGAACCGGCUGAACGAUGAAGGAAGCCUGACUGAGAUCACUUCAUACUCGGCUUUACCUGUAACUCACCUGUUUAAUGCGUUUGAGAAUCUCUCUCUCUCUCUCUCUCUCUCUCUCAUCACUGUUGCACUACGUGUAAAUAAGCGUCUGCAGCUAAACGUGACCGUGUUCAGAUUUGCACGUGAGCAGCCUUCUGUACAUUUCAUGAAUGCAUUAACUGUAUUUGAUUUUCUCAAAAGCUAAACAAUGAAUUCUUUGUAAUUCUGGGAAAGUGUCUCAUUCCAGUGCGCAUGAAAACCCGCUUGUGUUUACUCUCCGUUUCUCCUUUCUCUCCUCGCUGCCGGGUUUCUGCAGUGAAACUUUAUUUUAUUUUAUUUUUUUCUUUUCUCAAAGAGACUUGACUUCAUUAUUAUUAUUAUUUUUUGUUUAGUUUUUUUUUUGUAAUUGCGGAUUCUUUUGUAUCGUGGACGACAUGAUGAACUACUGAAAGUGCGACCGAGUCCGAGUCUGGUGUUUCCUUUCAGAUGUGCGUUUGGAGUCAUGUUGUGUAAAAGUCCCGCCCCUUUUUCUCCCCCCAGGCGUGUCUGUAUAAGAUGCCCCUCUCCCUCAUUACACUCUGUAACAGUAACUCUGUAUAAUAAACAAUAAACAUAUCGAACACCUUUA